AUGACGAUAUCAGAUGAGGAGAGCAAGCCUCUCAUACCAAAACCAGAUAUUCAAGGAGGAACUAGAGAAGUUGAUAAUCUGAACAACCAGGCGACUGAUGAUCCAAACUUUGAAAUAACGCCUGGGCAAGUCUUGGUACCACAGGAUGAAAAUUAUAAGUUUAGUUUCCGUAAACUAUGGGCCUUCACAGGUCCUGGUUUUCUGAUGAGCAUCGCCUACCUUGACCCUGGUAACAUAGAGUCUGAUCUACAGGCAGGGGCCAUAGCUAAAUACAAGCUUCUAUGGGUGUUGAUGUGGUCCACAGUGAUGGGGCUCGUUCUACAACUUCUUGCUGCUAGGCUUGGCGUUGUGACAGGUAUGGACCUAGCUACUGUGUGUCGCAUGGAGUAUAAAACUGUGCCUCGUAUUGUGCUGUGGUUGAUGAUGGAGAUUGCCAUCAUAGGCAGCGACAUUCAAGAAGUCAUAGGGUCAGCUAUCGCCAUUAAUCUGUUGUCCAAUCACCUGGUGCCUAUAUGGGCUGGAGUGCUGAUUACAGGGGUGGACACAUUCACUUUUCUCUUUCUUGAAACUACAGGUUUGAGAAAACUUGAAGCAUUUUUUGGAGCCCUCAUCACAACUAUGGCAUUUACUUUCCUAUACAUGUAUGUGACUGUUAAACCAGAUCAAGGUGAGAUCUUGAUAGGGCUUUGGUUUCCAUGGUGUCAGGAUUGCAACACAGCAGCAAUACAACAGCUUGUGGGUAUUGUUGGAGCAGUGAUCAUGCCACAUAAUAUAUAUCUGCAUAGUGCAUUAGUCUUGUCAAGAAGUAUUAAUAGACGUAAUGGGAAAAAGAUUGAAGAAGCCAAUAUGUAUUAUGCAAUCGAAUCUGCAAUUGCACUGUUUGUAUCAUUUCUGAUCAACCUUUUUGUGGUAGCAGUGUUUGCAGCAGCAUUCUCUGGGGAUCAAUUCCAAGAUGCUAGCCUCUCAAAGGCGGGAGAGUGGAUCAAUGCAAAAUAUGGACUGGGUAUGAAGAUUAUUUGGGGGAUUGGAAUAUUAGCAGCAGGCCAGAGUUCUACUAUGACAGGUACUUAUGCAGGUCAAUUUGUCAUGGAAGGGUUCCUGAAGAUUCAUUGGGCAAAGUGGAAGAGAGUAUUACUGACUAGAUCCAUCGCCAUGGUACCAACCAUAGUUGUUGCAGUUUCAGCUACUAGUUAUUUAGACUCUCUCAACACAUGGUUGAAUGUGCUACAGAGUGUACAGCUCCCAUUUGCCUUACUUCCUAUCCUUCAUUUAACCAGUAGUUCAAGAGUUAUGGGGACAUUUAAAAAUGAUAGAAUAACAAAAAUGGUAGUCUGGCUGCUGGCAGUCCUAGUCCUAAGCAUCAAUUUUUACUUAGUCUAUCUACAGGUGAAUGACACAACAUGGUGGGUGUACCUGAUAGUUGCUAUAGUAACCAUUAUCUAUAUGAGCUUUAUCCUGUAUCUUGCUAUCGGAAUCAGAAAGGGAAUAGAACUGAAGAUGUGGGUAUAUACAAAAUUGGGAAAAGAUAUCACAUACUUAGAAGAAGAACUGACUCUACACGAUACACAGCUUUAUAUUAAUCUUUCUGAAACCCCAGCGACUGGCAAUAACACAAACACAUAUGGCACAUCUGUACAAAAUGGAUUACAACCCAUAACCUAAUUUAUAAGUGAAUAUGCAGUAUUACAUUAUUAUCAAGAAAUUCUUGGAAGGACGGGGUUGCAAUCACAAUUACAGGUUUAAUAUUUGCAAGGCAUACAUUUUAGGUCUUCCAACAUCAUGAAAAACUGCUCCCUUUCCACUGAUUUGCCAAUACACCAGGAUUGUGUGAGAUAUGAAAUGGGAUGGGGAAUUUUCAAAAUAAAAAUUGGGUUGUUAAAUUCCCUACACAGAGACCAACCUAGUGAGUCAAUUUUCCCAAUCUGGGAACAAUAAUAGCUUGUUAACUAAAUCGAAUUCAAAAGUCCUUUUUCCCAGGAUGAAAUACAAUGUCAAAAUUUCAACAA
Molecule: messenger RNA, 2006 nt
Organism: Owenia fusiformis
Lineage: Eukaryota; Metazoa; Annelida; Polychaeta; Sabellida; Oweniidae
Source: the annotation of a GenBank genome assembly